Messenger RNA from Salvia hispanica, 531 nucleotides. RefSeq lists its product as uncharacterized. The record is from RefSeq and is a predicted model, not a curated record. NCBI's taxonomy places the organism in Eukaryota, Viridiplantae, Streptophyta, Magnoliopsida, Lamiales, Lamiaceae.
AUGGUAACUAUUUCUAUUUUGAAGAAAUCAAGAGAGAGGGAAAAAAAGGGAAGUGGAAUGAUCAAGAGCAGCUUGUCAUUCAUAAUGGGCACAGCCUGUGGAAUUUACAUAGCCCAGAAUUACAACCUUCCUAAUCUUCGCAGCCUCUUCAACGCCGCCAUUAACAAAGCUAAGCAAAUCGAGCACAAUUACCGCAAGCCCAAGCCACGCGAUGACGAUAAAUAAAUAUGCCUACCAACUGUUUGUGGAGGAAAUGAAUGGGGAGGACGAAACGAGUAGGCAGCUGAGGCGAGGCACGGUGCUAUAGAAACAUGAUUAGCCGUCUAAGAAUUGAUCACAGAUAACACUUUAUAUCUUUCAAUUCAUUUGUUUUUCAGCAUGUAAAGUAUAAAGCAUUUCAUGUUUAUAUGAUUUAUGCCUAAGAUAUAGUAGGUAUCAAUUUGGGCUAUUAAGGGAACAAUGAAGAUAUAUAGUAUAAUUGUACUAAUACUUUUGAGUUUGAGUUUGAGUUUGAGUGUUACUCUUCUUUUA